Messenger RNA from Annulohypoxylon maeteangense, 1870 nucleotides. Its product is annotated as Queuine tRNA-ribosyltransferase. The transcript has 3 exons. Lineage: Eukaryota; Fungi; Ascomycota; Sordariomycetes; Xylariales; Hypoxylaceae. Bases 525 to 1772 code for a protein of 415 amino acids. Gene Ontology annotation, cellular component: cytosol. The record is from RefSeq and is a predicted model, not a curated record. Gene Ontology annotation, molecular function: tRNA-guanosine(34) queuine transglycosylase activity.
UCCCAGUCCUGUGACACAUGAAAACUUGAAAUUUCAAUUCUCCUUCCUUUCUUUUCCUUUCUUCUUAGACGAAGCGUACAUGCUCAAGACUCAAUCGUCGACGGUACAUACAUACAUAUCAGAUCAUGUUCAAUUAUAUAAUACAUCAUACAUCAUUUACCAAAGUAUGUCUCAUUUUGUCAACUAACAACUUGGUAAUAGAAAUCCGUAAAAUCUCACAGGCUAGCAAACACACGGACCACUCAUAUUGAUUACCUAGUCCAACUUCCACCGCCUAAAAACUUACCAGAUCCCUCUCAGAAGUGGGCAUCUAAUGCAUGAAAAAUGAGAAAGAAGAUUGAAAAAACUUCACCCAACAGUCUCGACAUCUUAAUUAACUUCCUUAUGCAGCCUCAUGCGCAUAACUCCACCUAGGUACCAGGAGCAGCAGGAGCACUUGAGGCAGGGACCCGUAAACCUUGUCGCAUUCCUAAAACCCUAUGACGUAGAGAUUCUCAUCGGUACCUAAUUCAGUAAAUAAUUUAAUGUUGAGAAAGAUGGCUACGAUCGCCUCUCAAUCUUCUCCAGCUCUCACCUUUGAGCUUCUUGCGAGAUGUUCUACGACUCGAGCGCGAGCUUCCAUCUUAACUCUCCCCCAUGGACCGGUUCAACUUCCGAUGUUCAUGCCCGUGGCGACGCAGGCGUCGUUGAAAGGCUUAACACCUGAACAGUUAGAAGAAACAGGAUGUCGUCUCUGUCUUAAUAAUACAUAUCACCUCGGACUAAAGCCAGGCCAAGAUGUUCUCGCUGCGAUAGGAGGAGCUCACAAGCUACAAGGAUGGAACCACAACAUCCUCACGGAUAGCGGAGGCUUCCAGAUGGUCAGCCUCCUCAAACUAGCCAACAUCACCGAAGAAGGAGUCCGGUUCCUAAGCCCUCACGACGGCACGCCCAUGCUUCUAACGCCAGAGCACUCGAUCUCACUACAGAACACGAUCGGCAGCGAUAUCAUAAUGCAACUCGACGACGUGCUCGUGACGACCUCCCCCGACGCGGCGCGCAUGCGCGAGGCAAUGGAGCGCAGCGUUCGAUGGCUCGACCGAUGCAUUGCCGCGCACGCGAACCCCAGCACGCAGAACCUAUUCUGUAUCAUUCAGGGAGGGUUGGACUUAGACAUGCGCCGCGAGUGCUGUCGAGAGAUGGUAGCGCGCGACACGCCCGGGAUCGCGAUCGGUGGACUCAGCGGCGGCGAGGCGAAAGCGGAUUACUGCCGCGUCGUGGUCACCUGCACGCAGCUGCUACCUGAGCUGAAGCCGCGGUACGUGAUGGGUAUCGGAUACCCCGAGGACCUGGUCGUUAGUGUGGCGCUGGGCGCUGACAUGUUCGACUGCGUGUGGCCGACGCGAACGGCGCGCUUCGGAAACGCAGUAACACGGUACGGCAUCCUAAACCUGCGGAACGCGAAAUAUACGAACGAUUUCGGGCCCAUUGAGGAGGGAUGUGGGUGUAUGUGCUGUCGGCAAGACGGGAAGGGGAUGGGGAUCACGAGAGCGUUUGUUCAUCACAACACGGCUAAGGAGACGGUGGCGGCGCAUCUGCUGACUAUGCAUAAUGUGUGGUACCAGCUGCACUUGAUGGGGGAUGUUAGGCAGGCUAUUAUAGAGGAUCGGUUCCCCAAGUUCCUAAGACGGUUCUUUGCGGAUUUGUAUACGGAUAGCAGUAAAUACCCUACUUGGGCGGUCGAUGCGCUUAGAGGUGUGGGUGUAGAUUUAUAUACGGAAGAUACGGAUUAAGGCACUUGCUUUUGUUCAUGUGGCUUGUGAAAGGCUUUUUAUGUGACGCUCAUAUGUCUCUGAUAGGUACAUGAAGCCAACUGAUGAUGUUGGGGUAU